Messenger RNA from Callithrix jacchus (white-tufted-ear marmoset), 1777 nucleotides. RefSeq names its product selenium binding protein 1 (gene SELENBP1). Lineage: Eukaryota; Metazoa; Chordata; Mammalia; Primates; Cebidae. Gene Ontology annotation, molecular function: selenium binding. The record is from RefSeq and is a predicted model, not a curated record.
GCUGCAAACCAGGCCCUCCUCCUGCCCUGCCCCGCCCCCAGCUGGCUGUAUAAAUCCCUUCCCUUCGCUCCUUCCCUGGAACAGUGGCCUCUGACACCAGCACGGCAAACCUGCCACCAUCAAAGUGUACCAGUCGGCAGCAUGGCUACGAAAUGUGGGAAUUGUGGACCCGGCUACUCCACCCCUCUGGAGGCCAUGAAAGGACCCCGGGAGGAGAUCGUCUACCUGCCCUGCAUUUACCGAAACACCGACACUGAGGCCCCGGAUUAUCUGGCCACUGUGGAUGUUGACCCCAAGUCUCCCCAGUAUUGCCAGGUCAUCCACCGGCUGCCCAUGCCCAACCUGAAGGAUGAGCUGCACCACUUAGGAUGGAACACCUGCAGCAGCUGCUUUGGUGACAGGACCAAGUCCCGCACCAAGCUGGUGCUGCCCAGUCUCAUCUCCUCUCGCAUCUAUGUGGUGGACGUGGGCUCCGAGCCCCGGGCCCCAAAGCUGCACAAGGUCAUUGAACCCAAGGACAUCCAUGCCAAGUGCGGACUGGCCUUUCUCCACACCACCCACUGCCUGGCCAGUGGGGAGGUGAUGAUCAGCUCCUUGGGAGACGUCAAGGGCAACGGCAAAGGGGGUUUUGUGCUGCUGGAUGGGGAGACGUUCGAGGUGAAGGGGACAUGGGAGCGACCUGGAGGUGCUGCGCCAUUGGGCUAUGACUUCUGGUACCAGCCUAGACACAAUGUCAUGAUCAGCACGGAGUGGGCAGCUCCCAAUGUCUUACGAGAUGGCUUCAAGCCCGCAGAUGUGGAGGCUGGGCUGUAUGGGAGCCAUUUAUAUGUGUGGGACUGGCAGCGCCAUGAGAUCGUGCAGACCCUGUCUAUGGAAGAUGGGCUCAUUCCCUUGGAGAUCCGCUUCCUGCACAACCCAGACGCUGCCCAAGGCUUUGUGGGCUGUGCUCUCAGCGCCACCAUCCAGCGCUUCUACAAGAACGAGGGCGGUACUUGGUCAGUGGAGAAGGUUAUCCAGGUGCCCCCCAAGAAAGUGAAGGGCUGGCUGCUGCCCGAAAUGCCAGGACUGAUCACCGACAUCCUGCUGUCCCUGGACGAUCGCUUCCUCUACUUCAGCAACUGGCUGCACGGGGACCUGAGGCAGUAUGACAUCUCCGACCCGCAGAGGCCCCGCCUCACAGGACAGCUCUUCCUCGGGGGCAGCAUUGUUAAGGGGGGGCCCGUGCAAGUGCUGGAGGACCAAGAACUAAAGUCUCAGCCAGAGCCCCUGGUGGUCAAGGGAAAACGGGUGCCUGGAGGCCCUCAGAUGAUCCAGCUCAGCCUGGACGGGAAGCGCCUCUACGUCACCACGUCGCUGUACAGUGCCUGGGACAAGCAGUUUUACCCUGAUCUCAUCAGGGAAGGCUCUGUGAUGCUGCAGGUUGAUGUAGACACAGUGAAAGGAGGGCUGAAGUUGAACCCCAACUUCCUGGUGGACUUCGGGAAGGAGCCCCUCGGCCCAGCCCUCGCCCAUGAGCUCCGCUACCCUGGGGGCGACUGUAGUUCUGACAUCUGGAUCUGAACUCUACCCCUCAACACCCAUACUCCACAUUUUGAGCCUUCACUUUCUCAGGCGCCUGCCUUCACUCUGCUCUCUUUCGGCACCCAUCCCUUGGCAGCCAGUGGGUCCCACACAGCCAAGCUGGGACUGUGGAGACCAGUGUUGCUUGUGCUCACUGUGCUGCUUUUCCAUGAGCUCUUGGAAGCACCAAGAAAUAAACUGCUGAGCCUGUUCCUCA